This is a messenger RNA of Adineta steineri, 651 nucleotides long. The record is from the annotation of a GenBank genome assembly. NCBI's taxonomy places the organism in Eukaryota, Metazoa, Rotifera, Eurotatoria, Adinetida, Adinetidae.
AUGGCAUCAGGUGACCACGAAAAACAAAAACAUCAUGACGAACAAGAUUCUGAUGAUGAAAAUACUGUAGGAAAUGGUUAUAAAGCACCACAAAAAAUCGAUAUUGGAUCAAUUGUUGCUAAAGAUGAAAGUGAUGAAUCAUUAACACGUUAUAAAAAACUUCUAUUAGGUAAUUCAAGUGAUGGUACACAAAUUCAAAAUCAAUUAGUUGAUCCAAAUGAUUCACGUGUUGUACUACCAAUACGAAUAACACUUCUAUUUGAGAAUCAUAAACCAGAUGUUGUAUUUGAAUUAAAAGGUUCUAUGGAACAAUUAAAAGAUUUACAUUCAAAACGUACAAUAACAAUUAAAGAAGGUGAACAUUAUCGAACACAAUUAGAAUAUUAUGUACAACGAGAUAUUGUUACUGGAUUAAAAUUAAUCAAUAAAGUAUUAAAAGCACGAACAAUAACAGUGGAUAAAUCGAAGUUUAUGAUUGGUUCACGAGCACCCAGUGCCGAAAUUCAAACUUUUGUUAGUGAUGUUGAACAAGCACCAAGUGGUGUUCUAUCACGUGGUUCAUUUUUAGUUAAAUCGAAAUUAACGGAUGAUGACAAACUUAGUUAUGCUGAAUGGGAAUGGAAUUUAGUUAUUGCAAAAGAUUGGCAAUAG